Messenger RNA from Closterium sp. NIES-65, 2874 nucleotides. NCBI's taxonomy places the organism in Eukaryota, Viridiplantae, Streptophyta, Zygnematophyceae, Desmidiales, Closteriaceae. The record is from the annotation of a GenBank genome assembly.
AUGGAUACCUCAAUUGUUUCCGACGAUACGAGGGGUGGAGGCCGGUCGCGACGUGUCUCACUCCCGCCGGCGUACCUGCGAGCGUCGUACCAGCUGACGAUGCCGCGAGGUCGACUGUCGAACGGGAAACGUGGGGCGACCAUUCCUAAGCGCCUGAGCUUAGCCAAGAAGGGAAAGGAGGUGGUGCAGCCGGAGCAAGAUGACGGGACGGGCGCCGAAAGUGCAGAUUCGUCCGAGCGCAGCGAGGAGGAUGACGAGGAAGGCUCAGACACAUCGACCAGCGCCUCACACGAAGAAUCCGCCGACCCUGCUCCGGAGGCGAAGACGAACGAUGAUGGGUGUGCGGGAACCGCUGCGCCCAAUGCUGACAUGCGCGCAAGCCAAGGCGCGCGGGACACGGAUGUGCCUCGAGGUGACGGCCGAGGACAUGCGGACAGACCUGUGGACCGCACAUGUGGGAACACGUUGAACCCAAACGGCGAUGACGUGCGCAUCCCGAGCAGGGUCCUCGAGCAACUUAUACAGGCUCAGGACAAGAGCGCCAAGGAGAACGCGCGGUUGGAGGCGCUAUUCUUGAAUGCGAUGUCUCGGCCUUCCGGUGGCUCUCGUAAGCGUAAGGCGCAGAAGCAGAGAGACCCGGGACAGGGGUGUAUGAACCGGAAGUGUCAGCGUGGCAAGACGUGGAGUGGAGGGUCAGACGACGAGGCCGAGGACGACGAGGACGACACGCAUGGUUCUGGUGGCCAUCAUAUGCGUACCGCAAAGUCCCCUAUUCUGCAACGCGCGCUGGAGCAUUUGCCGACGGACAAGGCGUGGAAGAGGGUUUGCGAGCUCGCCAGGGUGCACAUGUUUCUCAACAGGCCGACGUCGACGAUGACCUUCUACCCGAGCAGCGACGAUAAGACUCAUGGAGUGUGUGCGGUGCUGGACCGCCUGCCGCAUAGCUUCGCUUGCUUGGCGUUGGCGGCUGACAAGUCGCGACGCGCGGACCUCAACAAGACGCUCUCUGAGUGGAAGACGCGGGCCGCCGCCCGCGUGCGAGACAUUGCACUUCCCAAGCUCGGCUUGUUCCGCGACGACAGGGACGCAUCCAGCCCAUGGGCACCAGAGAAGGAGCGCAGUAUCGAGAAGAUCCGGGAGCGCAUUGGGCUUGGCGCUGACCGCCCUGACCGGGACGGCAUGCCGUUUGCCUCUCGGGCGUUUGCGACAUGCGCGAAGGCUGCAUUCAGGCCUAAGAAGGCCGGGCUGGUGAUGACUCUGAAGGUGUACCACCUGGCCUGGUUGGAGCAUGUGGAAAGGCCGGCUUUCCAACUCGGCCGGGGAAACGCCCACGUUGUGGACGGCCUCAAGGUCCUGGUGAAGGAGGCCGUGGAGAGGGCGAUCCGGAUCCGCAACCCGGAGUAUGACGCGGAGCGCGAGGCGUGGACCUGGGGCCGCCAUGGACUGCGCAUCUCUGCGUGCGGCCUGGAGCACAUGAAGCCCACCGCCGCAGCUCAGUCCGAAGACCUCGUGAGGGAUGACGACCUUUCGGCGUCAGUUGGCGCGCCUGCUCCGAUCGAUGCAAUAAUAAGCGCGGUUCCAGGCAAAGUUGACAGCGUUGAAAUGCCCGUCCAUUCGUGCGCUCGGCAUUGCCACGUCAUUCCGCCACUAGCAUCGCUUCCCCCCCUUCCCUCGUUCCCUCUCGCUUCCAGUGCACAGCAGCAGGUCGCCCAGACAUGCAAGUCGUUCAGAAGACACACCACCGCUCUCAACCGCACUCCCAGCGCCUCUCUGCCGGCGUGCUCCUCCUCUCUGGGCGCAGACGGGCUAGCAGGAGCGCUGCUGUGCAGCCUGCUCUACCCGCAACCCCACGUGCUGAACCCGCUGCUGGCGUCACUGGUACCCUGGCUUCCACUCAUAUCGCUGCUGCUAGUGGGGGGGAUGGAAGUGGGGGGGGGCGUGGGGGGGGAGGCUGGGGGUAGCAGGCAAUUGGGUGGAGCAGCAGAGAAGGGGGCGGAGCGGAGGGCGUGGGAGUGGAUGUCUGAGGAGGUGGUGAGGAGACCAGGUGGGUGGGAGCAUGAUGACGACAGCAUGGCAGCCCUGUGGGAGCGAGACGCACCUGCUACUGAGAUAACAACUGGCAUGCCAUUGCAAGGGUCACAGGACCAGCAGGAGCAGCCUCUGCCUGUGAGGGAGGUGCUGUGGAAGAGAAGGCAUCAGAGGGACGUUCAGGAGGAGGACUUGCAGCGAGGGAGGAGAUUUCCCUGUGUUGUUGCCGCUUUUCAGGAAGCCUCCCUUGCUGGUGUGCCGGAGCGGGCAGCAACGGACCAGGCCUGUGCUGACGUGGCAGCGGUGGCGGCUUUGACUGGCCACUCUCCCGAGGCUAACGCUGCGAUAGUGGGUGGUGGUUCGGGAGAAGGCUUGGCAGAAGCAGCCGCUGCUCGGUCUGUGACGGUUCAACUGGGGAAUCUGCGAUUGCAAGUGCAGAGAGCAGACAUCCUUCCCGCCGCCGAUGGCAGUGGUGAUGGUAGGACUGAUGGAGAGGCAGGAAGGAGGGGGCCCACAGGAGGGCUGUUUGGCAGCGAAUGGGAGCAAGAGGAUGACAGUAACAAUAGCAGCAGCAUGAAUAGUACUAGGGGAUUGAAGCGUGGUGGUCAGUUCCCCUCCCCGUCCUCCGCCUCUUCCACUCCUCUGCCAGCAGUGAGGGAGGCAGCAGUGCAGACAGCACGAAACACAGUGGAUGUGAGGGGGCGGAGUGCAGAGGAUGCAUUAGCAGCGGUGGACCUAGCAGUGCAGUCCACCCCGGCUGGUGCUGUGCUCUUCAUUGUGCAUGGGCUUGGCACGGGUGUGCUUCGGGCAGCUGUGCUGAAAUAUCUCUUCCGGAAAGCAGGUUGA